Molecule: messenger RNA, 2918 nt
Organism: Drosophila arizonae
Lineage: Eukaryota; Metazoa; Arthropoda; Insecta; Diptera; Drosophilidae
Gene: Hmgcr
Product: HMG coenzyme A reductase
Biological process (GO): isoprenoid biosynthetic process; sterol biosynthetic process; coenzyme A metabolic process
Cellular component (GO): endoplasmic reticulum membrane; peroxisomal membrane
Molecular function (GO): hydroxymethylglutaryl-CoA reductase (NADPH) activity; NADP binding; protein binding
Source: RefSeq, a predicted model, not a curated record
AUGGUGUGCUCUGUUGAUUGUUUGCUUUUGUGUCUAUUUGCAGGUAUCGCCGGUCUCUUUACAUUCUUUUCCAGCUUCAUAUUCACCACAGCCAUCAUCAAGUUUUUGGGCAGCGAUAUAUCGGAUCUCAAGGAUGCGCUUUUCGUGCUGCUUUUGGUUAUCGAUUUAUCGAACUCGGGUCGAUUGGCACAGUUGGCGCUCUCAGGGAGCAACCAGGCAGAGGUCACACAGAAUAUAGCACGAGGCUUGGAGCUGUUGGGUCCAACCAUUUCACUAGAUACCAUUGUGGAGGUGCUGCUGGUGGGCGUGGGCACGUUGUCGGGUGUGCAACGACUGGAGGUGCUGUGCAUGUUUGCCGUACUGUCGGUGCUCGUCAACUAUGUGGUCUUUAUGACCUUYUACCCGGCCUGCCUUUCGCUUAUAUUUGAUCUGUCGCGCAAUGGCGUUGACAUUUCAGCCGUGCGAGAGCGCGCCAAGGGCUCAUUGCUGCUCAAAUCUCUCACCGAGGAGGAACAGAAGGCUAAUCCAGUGCUGCAGCGCGUCAAGCUCAUCAUGACCACCGGCCUGAUGAUUGUGCACAUCUACAGUCGGGUUGUGUUCAACAGCAGUGACUACGAUGCUGUGGAAAAGACACUUUCCCCACCGCUGAAUCUGAAUGUUAACAACAAUCGCACAGACUCUGGCGAAAUAACUGAUAUUAUUAUCAAAUGGCUAACAAUGAGCGCAGAUCACAUUGUCAUUUUCAUAGUCUUGAUUGCUCUUGUCAUCAAGCUUAUCUUCUUUGACCAUCGGGACACUUUGCCGAAUCAGCUGCAUCAAUCGACCACAGCAAAGGCCUCACAGACUACUCCACUGGAGGAGGAGCCAAAGCCGACCCCAAGCCACACGCCCCUGUUCAGUAUUGAGGAGCACAGCUCGAGAAAUGCAGCUACUCAGACCGACGUGGUAUCCGUGCGACAGCGUCUUACACCACCAGUCCGCCCACCACGUCCACUGCAGGAAUGCCUGAAAUUAUUAAAUUCCACCGACGAAUCGGAUGGCGUUAGCGGCGCCAGCGUUUUAAGUGAUGAAGAAAUCAUAGCCAUUAUUAAAGCUAGUGGAUCUCACUGCCCGCUCUACAAGAUUGAGUCAGUGUUGGAUGAUGCAGUSCGUGGCAUACGCAUUCGUCGUCAGUUAAUUGCUGARCGAGCCAAGUUGCCAAUGYCACGCCUGGAAGUGUUGCCCUAUGAACAUUUUGACUAUAGCAAAGUGAUGAAUGCCUGUUGCGAGAAUGUCCUAGGCUAUGUGCCGAUACCGGUUGGCUAUGCGGGUCCAUUGCUGCUGGAUGGAGAGACCUACUAUGUGCCCAUGGCCACAACGGAGGGUGCAUUGGUGGCAUCCACGAAUCGGGGCUGCAAGGCACUUUCUGUGCGCGGCGUUCGCUCUGUGGUGGAAGAUGUCGGCAUGACGCGUGCACCCUGUGUACGUUUUCCCAGUGUCGCCCGAGCCUCCGAAGCCAAGAAGUGGAUCGAGAGCCCCGAAAACUACGAAGUGGUCAAAACUGAGUUCGAUUCUACGUCCCGCUUUGGUCGCUUGAAGGAAUGUCAUAUAGCUAUGGAUGGACCCCAGCUUUAUAUACGUUUUGUGGCUCUGACAGGCGAUGCCAUGGGCAUGAACAUGGUGUCCAAGGGUGCGGAGAUGGCCCUGCGCUGCAUCAAGCGUCAAUUUCCCGACAUGCAGAUCAUUUCGUUGAGCGGCAACUUUUGCUGCGACAAAAAGCCCGCAGCAAUCAAUUGGAUAAAGGGACGUGGCAAGCGUGUUGUCACCGAGUGCACCAUUUCGGCWGCCACAUUGCGUUCAGUUCUGAAAACGGACGCCAAGACUCUGGUGGAGUGCAACAAGCUGAAAAACAUGUCGGGCAGCGCUAUGGCAGGCAGCAUUGGUGGCAAUAAUGCACAUGCGGCCAACAUGGUGACCGCAGUGUUCUUAGCCACCGGCCAGGAUCCCGCACAGAAUGUCACAUCCAGCAAUUGCUCCACGGCUAUGGAGUGCUGGAACGAGAAUAAUGAAGACCUUUAUAUGACCUGCACUAUGCCCUCGCUGGAAGUGGGCACCGUUGGCGGGGGUACUGGACUGCCAGGACAGGGCGCCUGCCUCGAUUUGUUGGGCGUGCGUGGGGCCCAUCCCACCCAUCCCGGCGACAAUGCCCGCAAGCUAGCACAAAUCGUUUGCGCCACCGUGAUGGCCGGCGAGCUGAGCUUAAUGGCGGCGCUGGUCAACAGCGAUCUAGUCAAGAGUCACAUGCGUCACAAUCGGUCAUCCAUUGCCGUCAGCAGCGCCAACAAUCCACUCAACGUGAGCGUCUCCAGUUGCAGUACAAUCAGCUAGAACUGACGCCACUUUUACCUCCCUGUACAUAGGCGCUCAGAUCGAGUGAGGCGAUCAAGUUAAAAAUAUUUUGUUGAAAAACGAAUGCUUACUGAAUUAAUGAUUAUAAUUAGAAGUGUAAUUAAUCAAUUGGCCAGGCCAAACAUCAGCAGCAGCACCAGUAGCAGCAUUAAGCGAUUGUUUAUAGCCAAAGCCAAAGCCUUUUGUGUCCGUAUGCGAUAAACAUAUUUGUUGUAAUUGUUCAAACUAGUAUAAUGUAUAACGCAGUCUGGGAUUCGAUGUUGUUGCAAUUUCCAUUUAGUUCAUACGAAUAUAUCUAUGUAUAUUAUAUAUAUACAUAUGUAGGUAUAUACAGUAUAUAUAUGUGUGUGCAUACGAUAAUGAGCCUAUUUUUUCUACAAAAAUAUUUCUAGUGCAAGCGCAAAAACUUGUAAAAAGUAUUCCUUAAGCGAAUUAGUGUUAGUGACUAAAGUUUAAAAAAAUUCAUGUUUUUUUAAUAGAUGAGACUAUAGAGGGUGCCAAGUGAAAUAAACACGGAAUGUUGUAAUUGA